GAUACACAUGGGGGUUACACAGGGAAAAUAUUUAAAUUUCCUGCUAUAGUGCUGCUCGUGCAGCCCUUAAAAUCUGCACAUUUCCUGAAAAAUGGCAGGUGUCCUGCAAGUGUCCUGCAACCUACUUACAAAGGAUAGUGCAAUGUUUCCUGUAUAGUUUCCCUUACUAUUCCUGAAGAAGUUCAGGACAUGUGUAAGAUUCAUAAAGGAAAGUCUACAGGAAAUUUUGCACUAUCCUGAAAGUAUAGGAAAUUUAGAUAUUUUUCCUGUGUUAUGUGGAGAUUGGAGAUUAGACAUCUAAGUCCCUUAGGUAGGGAAGUAAUUUCAAGCCUAAUCACCACCUAUCCUCGGUAGGGGGGGGGUGAGGAAUUAUCGACAAGUGCAUGUGCCUCGAGGUGUAGCCGCAUGAGGGAUACGGUAAAGCUGACUGUGUGUGUGUGUAUGCGUGAGUGUGUAUGCGUGAGUGCGUGCAUGUAUUCCAGCUGUAACUACUCAACAGUUACAAUGUGACAAAAACUAACAGGCUUCUAGCCAUGUUCCCUUGGAUUUUGAUUCGUGGAUUUGCAAACUAAAGCUUUGUUCUCCAGUUAUGGCUACUGUAAAGGCUGUUGUAGUCUCUUCAGAAUCUUUCGCAACAUCAUCUGUUCCGUUCGUACAAAGUUUCUAACAAGAGUCAGAAAAGAGCUGCAAAGCUGUACUUACAGAAUUGCAGUUGCCAUUGCGAACUUUAAACUUAUUGCAGAUACACCCCCUUUUCCGCGCAUGAUUUAGAAGCCCUCAACCACUUGUAGUACCCUCGCUACGCUCGGGAUACUCAAUCAGUGCCUUUGGGCUUUUAAAUCCCAUAGACACCUCCAAAACAGUGUCUAACUAUUAUUUAGCUGCCCAGAAUGAGAAAAGAGCCUCAAAGUUGCACUGCCAGAGCAGAACCUUAACUUCUCCGCAGAUCCUCCCUCUUUUAAAUUAUUUAUUGACAGGAAAAUAAUGCACAAUUUUUCUCUCCUUCAAGAUCUUCAGCCAUCACACUCAUUCGUGGUCAAUCCUUGAAAAAAACCUUGAAAAUUUAGUGCCUUGAAAAUAACCAGCUAUACUGUACUUCAGCCGCGACCCCAAAUUAAUUAUUACCUAUAAUGUUCCGUUAUACGGUGCAUUUACAGUUUAUUUCUGUAUAGCAAAGGGACAAAAUACUGAAACUAGAGUACUGAAGUGCUAACCCUCGGCUGUUUACAUGAAUGCAGUUGUAUGAAGCAUGGAAGCUGGCUGAGUAGCAAGUAACAUGAGCAAUGAGACUCUAGAGGCAUGCUGAAACGUUUGAAAAUGGAGAUUUGGUAUGGAUGAGACAUGCACUGUGGACUAUUAGUCUUAGAAAUAAUUAUGGCUCCUAGUAUCUCCUGGGGCUAGGGGCAAAGAACCAAGAAUCAUAAUUCUAGCUUUCUACUUUAGGUACCCUUUUCCAUUGUUCCUGGUACAGGAUCACUUCAACUGUAAAUACGUACCUCGAAUAAAGGACACCUGUAAGCUAGAGGCCAACGUGCAAGUUCGCUUUGUUCGCUUUUAUUCGACAACAAGGCUUUAAUAUCGAAAGCUGCCACUAUUUAAAAGUACUAACUUGUGUGGAGGCUACCCAUGCUGUAAACGCAGCCCUAUAGCAUUCAGGUAAGCAGACCCAGUCACAAGCUUCUUAACUUUUAUACGACAACGAAGCUUUAACAUCGAAAUCUGCCACUUUUAAAACUAAUAACUUAUUGUGUGGAGGCUAUCCAUGCUGUAAACGCAGCGCCAUGGCACCCAGGUGAGUAAAUUCACCAGUCACAAACAAACAAACCAACGGACUUCUAUACCCGUGGCCGCCCACGCGCGCCACGGGUAAUAAGGCUGUGAAGUAUUUGGUCUCCUAAGUACCAGUUAACUACAGGAAGUGUCUGUAUUUAUGUAUGACAAGAAGUCAGCAGAGUAUGAGAAGAUGCCAAAGAAACAUAGAGAGGCUGUGUUGUCUAUGCUUAGGAAAGGUCCCAUUCAACUAGCUCGCCUCAAGCACCCAAGACUUCUGACCAUACAGCACCAGUUAGAAGAGUCGAACGACACUCUUGCAUUUGUUACUGAGCCUGUGGUAGCAAGUCUUGCAAAUGUUCUUGGGCAGUAUGAAAACGUGCCUACCCCACUCCCACUUGCAUUAAAGGAGUACGAGCUACAUAUUGUUGAGAUCCAGUACGGCAUCCUGCAGUUAUCAGAAGCUCUAGAUUUUCUGCACAGUGAUGCUAAAAUGCUCCACGGAAACAUCACACCUGAGUCUGUAGCCGUUACUUCUAAAGGCUCUUGGAAACUUAUGGGCUUCAAUUUUAGCUCGUUUUCACAGUAUCAGUCUGAAGCACAGGUACAUGUGUCAUUUUCAUUUCGCGAGUGGGACUCCCGUAAUUAUGUGCUCACCAAUCCCUGUUUGGACUACCUUGCUCCGGAGUAUAUCCUCAGCAAGUCAUGUAGUGAAACCAGCGACAUUUUUUCACUUGGAAUCCUUUGUUUUGCUGUUUAUAAUAAAGGCAGGCCACUGUUCAGCAGCCACAAUAAUGUCCUAAGCUUCAAGCAUAAUGCGGAACAAAUUAGCCGAAUAACGGAAUCCGCCUUGACCAACGUUCCUAUGAGUUUCAAGCCCUCUGUGAGAAGUAUGUUGGCCAUAGAACCGGCAGUUAGACCAGAUGCACUGCAAAUUUCCAAGAACGAGUUUUUUGAAGAACCAGCAGCCAGUACUCUGAAAUAUCUGGACAUGCUGUAUCAGAGAGGUGAUAUGGAGAAAUCUCAAUUUUUCAAGAAUAAACUUGCUCGAACUCUUCGAUUACUGCCCCAGAGAGUUGUACAUCAACGUGUCCUGCCAGCUUUAGCAAGGGAGUUUCGUAACCAUAAGAUGGUACCAUUUGUCCUCCCACUGGUACUCCUCAUUGCAGAGGACUGCAGCAUACAAGACCAUGAAACUCUCAUCAUGCCCAUCCUUAUUCCAGCACUUGGUAUUCAGAACCCUGUUCAGGUACCACUGAUACUUCUCCAAAAUAUGGAACAAAUUCUGAAGAAAACUUCACAGGACAAUGUAAAAGCGCACAUCUUGCCAAUGAUCGUCAUAUCUUUGGAGGCUGAGAAUAGUCAACUGCAAGAAUUGUGUGUGAGCAUCCUCCCCACCUUUGCCAACAUGGUAGACUACUCCAGCAUGAAACAUUCCAUCAUCCCCCGACUUACAGCACUAAUUCUUUCCUCCAGAGAAUCAUCGCUGGUGAUCAAGUGUCUAGUGUGUCUUGGGCAGAUGUUGGACCUGCUGGACAAACACAUCGUCAUCGAUGUGUUAAUACCAACGUUAGAGAGCAUAUCAAUGAGAGAACCCGGGGUGCUAAUGGCGAUUUUGGGUAUCUACCAUGAAACUCUGAAAAAAAAGAAACUUGGAAUUGACAAGACUAUGCUUGCAGCUAGAGUGAUCCCGUUCUUAAUUCCUCUCUCGAUUGAGCCUACUUUGAAUGUGAAACAGUUUAACCAGUUUGUGUUGGUGAUUCGAGAGAUGUUGGUGAAAGUAGAGACCGAACACCAAACCUACCUCGACCAUCUUUCUAAAAUGGAAGAACAAACAAAGUCUACAGUUGCUUUUGCUCGGGAGGUUGCUGAACAGAAAGCUAUGGACGAUGCCAUUGAUAAGAUUGAAGAUAUUUUUGGUGCAGAUAAGUCCCAACAUGUAGCAGGAACUACUUCUACACCUGUCUCCACAAUAACUUCACAAGGGGGCUCAAACGAUUUGCUUGGAGGUUUAAUGAGUAAACCGUCACAAAAUAAUAUAUCUAUGGCAGAAUCAGCUUCCCAACAAUCUACCGGCAGAGUUAUAAGCUUUGAAAAUCAACCACCAGCUUUAGAAAUCUGGAAGUCGUCACCAGCUACUUUGCAACAAGCGUCCUCAUCAUUGAAACCUAGUAACUAUGCUCCAUUAGUACCAGAAAACCGCGCUGCUCCUAUCUCACAGAAUUUGUUUACCAACGAUCAAUUUUCACCGGUGAGCUACACGGCAGCACAGCGUAAACCUCAACCAGGAUCUCGUAUGCCAGUCAAUCAGUCAUCACAAGGCGACUUUCUACAGCGGUCUAGUGGUAAUAACUUAAUCAGUGGGACAAAGAGCUAUCUGUCAGCUGGAACGAAUGGUGAUUUGCUACAGCCAACAAUCAGCAAUCGUCACAUAAGCGGAAAUGUUGUACAGCCAACAAAAAAUGUAGUUGUUGGUAUGCAAACCAGCUAUCCACAACAUGGAAACCGACCUCAAGAUUCUACCGCUCAUGGAAUCAAGCAGCAGCAGCAGCAACCACUAGUUCCGAUGCAAACAAACUCACCCACAAGUAUGAGCCAUAUGGGUUGGUCAUCGUCUAUUGGGAACGUUAGUUCAACAUCACAAAGAGAAAGCAAUACUAGCUGGCCUGCCAAUAUGGAUAACAGUGUCGGUUUACGAACCGAACAGCUUCGAGAUGGACAAUUAUUAAACAACAUGUUGGGACAGAGCAGUCCGAUGGGAGGUGUACAGCAUAAUAUGACAGGCAACUAUCAGCAGAGUAAUACUGGAACUGGAUUGGGACAUCAUAGUAGUAUGAACUGGUCUUCUAACCCUGUAGGGGCCUCUAUGAUACCUCAGAGACAGCCCGAUGCAAGCAAAGCUAACCCCUUUGCGAAUUUGAGCUUUUUGAGUUAGUUCCAGUGAGUGUAUACACACUACAGUUAUUUUUGUGACAUGUAAGCAAGUUUUAGUUGAAACAGUAUCGUACGUACAUGUGUAGUAGCAAUUACAAGCAUAAAUAAUAGUUAUUAGAGUACUAUUACACAGUGAUAAUUACUACACACACAAGUUCUGUAUCCAAUCACGUACAUAUUCUAGUUUCUUGUCUGUGGUGAAAA
Messenger RNA from Halichondria panicea, 4908 nucleotides. RefSeq names its product SCY1-like protein 2. Lineage: Eukaryota; Metazoa; Porifera; Demospongiae; Suberitida; Halichondriidae. Gene Ontology annotation, biological process: protein phosphorylation. The transcript is spliced from 15 exons. Gene Ontology annotation, molecular function: protein kinase activity; ATP binding. Bases 1931 to 4705 code for a protein of 924 amino acids. The record is from RefSeq and is a predicted model, not a curated record.